Molecule: messenger RNA, 521 nt
Organism: Leopardus geoffroyi (Geoffroy's cat)
Lineage: Eukaryota; Metazoa; Chordata; Mammalia; Carnivora; Felidae
Product: 60S ribosomal protein L36-like
Biological process (GO): cytoplasmic translation
Cellular component (GO): cytosolic large ribosomal subunit; ribosome
Molecular function (GO): structural constituent of ribosome
Source: RefSeq, a predicted model, not a curated record
CAGCUUAAUAGAGCAAGAAAAAGAAAUAAAUGCAUCCAUAUAUGGAAAAAAAGAAGUAAACCUGUCUAUGGAAUCCACAAAUGAACCAUUAGAAUUUAAAAAAUCAAGUUUGGUUCUUCCACCGCAGGAGCCAUUAAGGACUAGCAACCAUGGCUCUGCACUAUCCUAUGGCCCUGGGCCUCACCAAGGGCCACAAGGUGACCAAGAACGUGAGCAAGCCGAGGCAUAGCCAUCACCACCAGAGCCUUACCAAGCACUCCAAGUUCCAGCAGCACAGGAUCUUAGAGGUGUGCAAAGCCCCAUAUGAGCGGCCAUAGAGCCAUGGAGCCAUGGCCAUGGAGCCAUGGCGAUCCAUGAAUCAGCUCAAGGUCUCCAAGGACAGGCUCUCUCUCAAGUUCAUCAAGAAAAGGGUGGGGACACACAUCCCUGCCAAGAGCAAGAGAGAUUUGCUGUGCAAAGUCCUGGUAGCCAUGCAGAAAGUUGCAGCUAAGAAGGACUGAACCCCUCCCCUCUGUAUGUAA